AUGUUCCUCAAUCUUCACGAGACCCUCAGAUGGGUCUUCCAGAACAACCUUUACAGGACGAACGGCCAGUUUCUGCGCCUGGUCAGAUGCUCCUGCCUUUCUCUUCUCUUCCCGGUCACUACCCUCGGCUCGGGAUCCACGUUGUGCAGGGCGGACAUGAAGUUGGCGGUGAGCUCCCUCUGGAUCCUUUGCUCGCUAACAGUGUGCAGCAGGGUGUCUGCUGGCACUGAGCCCCUCGCAGCACCAUCACUCACGGCACCACAGCGCCGGGAAGAGGCGGCGAAAGACAGUCAAUACAAAUGUCUCAAUCUGUCCAACAAAGCGCAUCCACAAAACAGAAGCGGUACCUUUUGUGGACAAAUGUGGGAUGGCGUGUCGUGCUGGGACGAGGCAUCAGCGGGUACUUUAGUAACACACAGAUGUCCUCAUCACACUGGAAACGUGACUAAACAUUGUGACCGAUCGGGCGAGUGGGUCCAGAUUGGAUCCACCUGUCGGGAAGCCUCCAAGGACGGAACAAAGGCGCUUGAAGUUUCCAGCUUCUUCCAGGAUGUCCAGGAUGAGCCUAGCACAGGAAGUGGCAUGAAGAUGAAGAUACUUCAAGAGAAAUGUCUUGAUAAAAUGAAACAGGACCUACCUUAUAAUAAAACAGGAAUGUUCUGCAGUCCUAUUUGGGACGGUUGGCUUUGCUGGGACGUUACACCAGCACAAACCCACGCCACCCAGAACUGCCCCGAUCAUUUAGUUGGCCUUGAACCUUCAGGAACGGCGAGCAAGUACUGUGGCGAACACGGCGAGUGGUUUCGCCAUCCGGAGAGCAACAUCUUUUGGACCAACUACACACUUUGCACCAGCAACUAUGAGAACACUUCAAGGAAACAGAAGCUGUUUGAGAGUAAAAACAAAUGCACCUUGAAAAGAAGCCAAGACCCUCCCUUUAAUGGAACAGGCCUGUUCUGCACACGGGACUGGGACGGCUGGCUGUGCUGGGACCAGACUGCAGCUGGAACCUACGCAGCACAAAAUUGCCCAGAUUUUUUUUCAUACGCUGACUCUACAGAAAAGGCAACACGGUACUGUGGAGAGGACGGCCAGUGGUACCGCCACCCAGACAGCAACAGCACGUGGACCAACUUCACGCUCUGUGCCGUCAACAUUCAGGAAAAGCUGCAGGGUGUGAGCGCCCAACUCUCAGGGGAGACGGAGCAAGACUUUGCCGACGAGGCCACGGUGAGCCCUAUGGUAAAUCCAGAGGAGCAGGAUGUGAUGAGGAAGAAAAUCCUCCACAGCCAAUACAAAUGUGUUGAGAAAAUGAACCGGGAUUCUCCUUAUAACAAAUCAGGUUUGUAUUGCAGUCGCAACUGGGACGGCUGGUUGUGCUGGGACGACACUCUCGCUGGGACCUACACCUCCCAAAACUGCCCCAAUUAUUUUGUGGACUUUGACCCUACUGAAAAGGCAACCAAGUACUGCGGGGAUGACGGGCAGUGGUUUCGCCACCCUGACACCAACAGGACCUGGUCCAACUACACACUCUGCAAUGAAAACACUAAAGCUAAAUUGAAGUCAGCCUACAUCCUGUUCUACAUGGCUAUUGUGGGUCACGCCUUAUCUAUAGCCUCCCUGCUCAUCUCUUUGGCCAUCUUCUUCUACUUCAGGAGUCUGAGCUGCCAAAGAAUCACCCUGCACAAGAACCUCUUCUGCUCUUAUGUGCUGAAUUCUGCCCUCACCAUCAUCUACCUGGUGGCGGUGGUCAGCAAUCCUGAAGUCGUGGGCAGAAACCCCGUAGGGUGCAAGGUGUUGCACUUCUUCCACAUGUACAUGCUGGGAUGCAAUUACUUCUGGAUGCUGUGUGAAGGAAUCUACCUGCACACGCUCAUCGUGGUGGCCGUGUUUGCAGAGGAGCAGCAUCUGCACUGGUACUACCUCCUGGGCUGGGGUUUUCCUCUGGUGCCGGCAUCCAUCCACGCCGUGGCCAGGAAAACAUUCUUCGAUGACAACUGCUGGAUGAGCGUGGAAACUCAUCUGCUGUACGCGGUCCACGGCCCUAUAGUGGCGGCUCUGCUCGUGAACCUCUUCUUCUUGCUCAACAUUAUAAGAGUGCUGGUCACCAAGCUGAGGGACACGCACCGCGCGGAGUCCAACAUGUACAUGAAGGCGGUGAGAGCCACCCUGAUCCUGGUGCCCCUCCUGGGGAUACAGUUUGUCAUUUUCCCCUGGAGGCCGGAGAACAGGCUGGCGGGGGAGGUCUACGAGUACAUCAUGCACAUACUCAUGCACUACCAGGGUUUACUGGUGGCGACCAUAUUCUGCUUCUUCAAUGGAGAGGUGCAGGCCACCCUAAAGAGACAGUGGAUGCAGUACAAGACUCAGUGGGGUCAGCGGCGGAAGGACCACUGCUCCAUGCGCUCCACCUCCUACACCGCCACCUCCAUCACGGAGGUCCCUCCCUUCAUGUACCACCAGGACAGCAACAGCGAACACUUGAACAGCUCGGAACUGGUGGCGCUGAAAUCGGGCGAGAUCCCCUGAGGUGCGAAGGCGACGUGGACCAGUACGUGACUCCAUCCCCCAGGGUGUGUGGUGGUGUCGCUAAAACAGAGACGCAGUCGCUCCUAUGACUUCGUCACUGUCGUGAGACUUUUGAAGAGACGGAAAUAACUGUGAGGACAACGUUCGCCCGUUCAAAAUGACGUCGCGGCGGUUUUUAAACUGUAGCCACGAUCGACAACAGGAAGUGAACGAAAGCUCUCUAUACCAAAAGGGUACUGGGUGAAGAGGUGGUACCCUGACACCAAGUUCUAACAUGUACCAGCAUCAGUCUGCUCACGGGCCACAAAAUGUUGCAAAAAGCUCUGGAAGUGUGUACAUAAAAUUUGUGUUAAAAAAAAAAAGUAAUUUUUUUUUCUAUUAAUAUUUGACGAUUUGUCGUUCCAGAGUGUAGCUCCAUGUCUGUCCUGUGAUGCUGCACACUUAGUCCGCUU
This is a messenger RNA of Entelurus aequoreus (snake pipefish), 2984 nucleotides long. It is a transcript of the gene calcr, whose product is annotated as calcitonin receptor. Gene Ontology annotation, cellular component: axon; plasma membrane. NCBI's taxonomy places the organism in Eukaryota, Metazoa, Chordata, Actinopteri, Syngnathiformes, Syngnathidae. The transcript has 24 exons. Gene Ontology annotation, biological process: adenylate cyclase-activating G protein-coupled receptor signaling pathway; cell surface receptor signaling pathway; positive regulation of cytosolic calcium ion concentration. The coding region runs from base 1 to 2532 and encodes 843 amino acids. The record is from RefSeq and is a predicted model, not a curated record. Gene Ontology annotation, molecular function: amylin receptor activity; calcitonin receptor activity.